AAGACUAUCAUCGAGAAGCAACUUGGAAGGAGGUUGAAGACGCAUACGAGGCGUAUAAGGGCUUCUAUGUCAAAUUCCAUCAAGACCACCCCAACGCGACCACGGAUUGCUACGAGGAAUUUCUCGAAACUCUCGGCAAUCAAGAGAGAGGCAGUUGGGCGUUAUUAGUUGGCCGUACGGCGGACAGAGCUGCGUCGCGUCGUAGAGACAUUACGGG
Paraglomus occultum is the source of this 217-nucleotide messenger RNA. The record is from the annotation of a GenBank genome assembly. Lineage: Eukaryota; Fungi; Glomeromycota; Glomeromycetes; Paraglomerales; Paraglomeraceae.